Messenger RNA from Tilletiaria anomala UBC 951, 1370 nucleotides. Its product is annotated as DUF1682-domain-containing protein. Gene Ontology annotation, biological process: endoplasmic reticulum calcium ion homeostasis. Lineage: Eukaryota; Fungi; Basidiomycota; Exobasidiomycetes; Georgefischeriales; Tilletiariaceae. Gene Ontology annotation, molecular function: calcium ion binding. Gene Ontology annotation, cellular component: endoplasmic reticulum. Bases 85 to 1305 code for a protein of 406 amino acids. The transcript is spliced from 3 exons. The record is from RefSeq and is a predicted model, not a curated record.
UCACACAGAGGUAGCAAGGAUAGCACCGCCCCCCCUCACGCUGCGCAUGUACAAUUGCGCGAGGACUGCACGGCUGCAAAUACAAUGGACCGGUUUACUAAGCUCGGCUCCGCCUUCAACGGCGGGGCGUCGGCAGCCGCGACGGCGGACGGCCCUACCCUCACAGCCCGUAAAGGGUUCCAUCUGAUCGGCGCUGCCUAUUUCAACCCUGCAGACUUCAAGUUGGAAGGCAUCUUUGUCGUCGGUGCGAUCGCAUAUAUCAUCAUCUUCGCCGUAAUGAGGGCGAGAAACCGCAAAGCUGCGUACGCCUGGGUCCGGACAGCUAUGCCGGAGCUCCAGGAAGAGUUUGCGCUCAUUGCCAACCAGAAUCCGUACUCCCGGGGUCCUUUGCUCUGGAAUGGCGCUGGCGAGGCCGCUCUGUACGCUACCGGGAGACGUGGCGUAGAUCGGUUCCAGGCGUUUUUCCACUUCCUGCCCCUGCACGACCCGCUUUUCAUUAUCGGCCGAGCGUUCUAUGACAACUUUUCCGGUGGCCUAUCCCACGACCGGUCCACACUUACGCUCACCUUGACGCUGUCGCAAACAACAGACAAUAUUAUUGGCGUCUUCGCGCUCGUCGACAAGUCGGUCCUGCGCGCCACGCGCACCUCCAAGCGCUUCGACCUCACCUUCACGAAGCUCAUCGAGGCUGAGAAUGCUGCCACACAGCGAGGCCUGAGCAACCAGUGGGCUAUCCUGAGUGAGAACGGAGAUCUGACGGACCUCUGGCUUGGCGAGAUCAAUGACAAAGGCCAGGCACAGAGACAGAAAGUUGGCAUUCAAAAGUUGCUCGAUGACUCACCCGCUGGCAAAUGGCUUGAGAGCCUCGUCAUUAGCGAUCAGCCGACGGAAAAGCCGCCAGGGCCCCUUCUCCUUGAAGACCGCCCUCGCAAAAUCACUCUCACGCUUCGAAUGCCACGGAGCGCCUCGCAAGCACGCGAGACACUUCCCCUACUCGGCCUUGCGCUCAGCCUUGCCGACGGCAUCGCUCUCUCGACCGGCAGUCAGACAUCUUCGAAUCCGCCUCUUCGCAUAAGGCAAGACACGUUGGCCCGCUUGCGCAAGACGCGCGCCGAGGUGGACAAGCAGCUGGAAGAGGAGAGCACACGCGAGGAGCGCGAAGCGGAGCAGGAGGCCAAAGCGGAGGCCAAAGCGAAAGCGGAGAAGGCCAAGUUUGAAAAGCUCAGUCCUGCCGAACAGGAGAGGAGGAAGGAAAUCGAGCGCAAGAGGGCGAUGAAGAAGAGCAUGAAGACAGUGAAGCAUUGAGCCUGCUUGGCCAAAUGAUUGUAAAAAGGCUACAUCAACGACCGUUUGCCAAAGUUGUCAAUUAG